UCGGAGUAGACCCGUGUGCCACUCUGUUUGGGGCUAGGCGGCCGAGGGAGGACAGGUCGGGGAGAAACUGCCCACGGACGCAUCACACAGGCUCACGUAUGGCGUGUUCACCGCGUGAAACGCCUUCUAACUGCUGAGAGCAAAGGCUGGAUUGGUAGUGGUGUAACCCAGCCUCCUGCUGUCCUUGAUAGCAGCAUGAAGAACAGGGCAACCAAAAAUAUAUCUGUCAGCAGAAUGGGAGUGAGGAGGAAACUGAAGAGUGCUGAACAGAUCACUGAGCUGUGUAGGAGUUUUAACGACACCCAGACCCACAGCAUGGAGGGACCGAGGGAGAGCCCGGACCCGCCUCCGCGGCCGCUGGCCCGCCACCUGUCCGACGCAGAUCGCCUCCGGAAAGUCAUCCAGGAGCUGGUGGACACGGAGAAGUCCUACGUGAAGGAUCUGAGCUGCCUCUUUGAAUUAUACUUGGAGCCGCUGCAAAAUGAGACCUUUCUUACCCAAGAUGAGAUGGAGUCCCUUUUUGGAAGCUUGCCAGAGAUGCUUGAAUUUCAAAAGGUGUUUCUGGAGACUCUGGAGGACGGGAUCUCAGCGUCAUCUGACUUUAACACACUGGAAACCCCCUCGCAGUUCAGAAAGUUGCUGUUUUCCCUGGGAGGCUCUUUCCUGUAUUAUGCUGACCAUUUCAAACUGUACAGCGGAUUCUGCGCUAAUCACAUUAAGGUCCAGAAGGUCCUCGAGCGAGCCAAAACUGACAACGCCUUCAAGGCUUUCCUGGGUGCCCGGAACCCCACCAAGCAGCACUCGUCCACGCUGGAGUCCUACCUCAUCAAGCCCGUGCAGAGAGUGCUCAAGUACCCCCUGCUGCUCAGGGAGCUGGUGUCCCUGACGGACCACGACAGCGAGGAGCACUACCACCUGACAGAAGCUCUGAAGGCGAUGGAGAAAGUAGCAAGCCACAUCAAUGAGAUGCAGAAGAUCUACGAGGACUACGGGACCGUGUUCGACCAGCUCGUGGCAGAGCAGAGCGGAACUGAGAAGGAGGUAACAGAACUUUCGAUGGGGGAGCUUCUGAUGCACUCCACCGUUUCCUGGCUGAAUCCAUUUCUGUCGCUAGGAAAAGCCAGAAAGGACCUUGAGCUCACAGUGUUUGUUUUUAAGAGAGCUGUCAUAUUGGUUUAUAAGGAAAACUGCAAACUGAAAAAGAAAUUGCCCGCGAAUCCCCGGCCUGCGCACAACUCCGCUGACUUGGACCCCUUUAAGUUCCGCUGGUUGAUCCCCAUAUCCGCACUUCAGGUCAGACUGGGGAACACAGCAGGGACAGAAAACAGUUCCAUCUGGGAGCUGAUCCACACGAAGUCAGAGACAGAGGGGCGGCCGGAAACCAUCUUCCAGCUGUGCUGCAGCGACAGUGAAAGCAAAACCAGCAUCGUCAAGGUGAUCCGAUCUAUUCUGCGGGAGAACUUCAGACGGCACAUCAAGAGCGAACUCCCCUUGGAGAAAGCGUGCAAGGAGCGCCUGGUGCCCCUGAAGAACCGUGUUCCCGUUUCAGCCAAAUUAGCUUCGACCCGGUCCUUGAAAGUGCUCAAGAGCCCCCGCAGCAGCGAGUGGCCGGGCGAGCCUGGCCGGGGCAGCUCCCUGGACUCCGACGACUGCAGCCUGAGCAGCAGCACCCAGAGCAGCGGCUGCCACCCCGCCGGGGGCGGGCAGGGCUCCCUGAAACACCCGCACACAGGCCUGCCCGACUUCUCGGACGGUCUCAUCAAAGAGAGCGACAUCCUGAGCGACGAGGAUGAGGACCCCCAUCAGACCUUGCCGCAGGGCAGCCCCACCAAAGACAUCGAGAUCCAGUUCCAGAGACUGAGGAUCUCCGAGGACCCGGACGCUCACCCCGCUGAGCAGCAGCCUGAUGAGGAUGGCCAGCCACCGGGGGAGCAGCCCAAGCUGGUCCGGGGGCACUUCUGUGCCAUCAAACGAAAAGCCAACAGCACCAAAAGGGACCGGGGGACCCUGCUCAGGGCACAGACACGCCACCAGUCCCUGGACACGCAGUCGGAAAGUGCCAGCCUCGACCUCAACUCGGUCCUCGAGCGCGAGUUCCGCGUCCAGAGCCUGGCGGCGGCGGUCAGCGAGGACUGCUGCUACGGGGCGGGGCGCCUGGGGCAGUCCUAG
This is a messenger RNA of Molossus molossus (Pallas's mastiff bat), 2169 nucleotides long. RefSeq names its product TIAM Rac1 associated GEF 2 (gene TIAM2). Gene Ontology annotation, biological process: activation of GTPase activity; positive regulation of axonogenesis; small GTPase-mediated signal transduction. The transcript has 13 exons. NCBI's taxonomy places the organism in Eukaryota, Metazoa, Chordata, Mammalia, Chiroptera, Molossidae. Bases 196 to 2169 code for a protein of 657 amino acids. The record is from RefSeq and is a predicted model, not a curated record. Gene Ontology annotation, cellular component: membrane; synapse. Gene Ontology annotation, molecular function: guanyl-nucleotide exchange factor activity.